AUGGCGAGAAAAGAACGGAUACAGGAUGUUGAUACAACUUCAAAGGCUUCGACAACAGAUGUUAUGAUGCUCAAAACCAGUAUCAAAAACUCAAAGCCUGUUUGUGCUCUCCUCGACAAACUUCCCAGAGAGAUUCGCGAUGAUAUCUGGCGACUCAUCCUUUUGAGACCGGUUGCUAUCGUCCCAAGGGUUCGCAAACGGGAGUACCUAUUUGCAACAGGGAGUCAAGCCGAAGGUCACAAGCAUUGUAGGUUUCAACGAAAAUAUAGUUACGGAUGGGCCCAGGCGCCUAUUCCAGAGACGUAUGUCGAUGGUAACACCAUUGUUCAAGAAAUCGCAUGGACUACAAACCCUACCCGCGAGGAACUCAAACUCAUUCAAAGUGGAGUCAAAAAUUUCACGAUUGACGAUUUCGCGGAGCCUGGUCGGCAGAUUAAAUGUACUGUACAUCAUCGAGACGGAUUUGGUCCUCAAAUCAUAAAGAAGACCGAAUUUCAAAUACACCCGUUUGGUCGUUCUGUCAGUAUCACGCGAGUUUGCAAACAAAUGGAGCAAGAGUGCACUGUAAUUCUUUACGGAGAGAACAAAUAUGAGUUUAAUGUAUCAGACUGUCAUAGGAUGCACCAGCUGAAGACCCCAUGGGAUGUCCCUGGUUUUCCGCUGUUUGAGGAGUUACCCAGUAAGGCCACUAUUAGUAUCGCUAUUGAUAAACUUUUCGAUUUAGAAUGCUUUCAGCCAGCGUUCAUUGCAGAAGAUCCAUUUGUUCGUUUUAUGGCGUACAUUGGACGCAAGAACUCUUCACUACUGAGAGACAUUAAAUUUGAUGGAGGAUUUACGUUUACUCCCAAGACGCGUGGCGAAAGAAGCCCGGCGCUCGGGUUUGGAGCAAUUCUGCCCAUGUAUACACUCAUAAUAGCAGAGAUCUGUCCCAAACUACGCAAGCUCACCUUGCAUCAGCGCUCUCUCGCCUUUGACACCGACAAUAGAAGUGCCGAAAAGGAAAAAGAGAUGGGGUAUGACUACGGCAUGAUGUAUAGUAUCUUAGGUAAAGUGGUUUUCGGUCUACCAAAUCUCCAGCAACUUCAACUAGGCGCUUACUUCGAACCUCCAACUGUUCGUUAUCCAUCCGAUUGCUUUGCAGAUGAUAGAUACGAGUGGGGAAAGUCUAUUCGAUGGAUGAAAUUUGUCGACGAGCGAUAUGUCAACCAGCUAAAUACACCAUGCACUAUACCAACCAACCUGUCGAAUACUGAUGUCGGGAAAGCUCAUGUUCCAGUCUGGAGUGGUAAUUAUAGUCGCCACAAAGAUUCGCUAGAGUACGAACGUCCAGGUAGUUACGGUACUAGCACUUGCACCUGGACUGUCACCCGCUGCCCAUCCCAAAAAAAUCCGGGCUCUGUUAGAAAAUCGCCAAGGGAUAGUCAUCAUCGAGAAAACAGAUAUGGAUUACUGCCAGAAAAGCCUCAUGAUGUUUGGAAAUGUUCGGAUGCACAUGGUGGUGUCAGACGGAAUCACGGACGAAUCUUGAACAUUUCAACGAAGGUAGACCAGGACAGCGCACCCCGUACCUGGGUUCCUGGCCAGCGCGUGAAGAGAUGGUGGACUUAA
Molecule: messenger RNA, 1608 nt
Organism: Botrytis deweyae
Lineage: Eukaryota; Fungi; Ascomycota; Leotiomycetes; Helotiales; Sclerotiniaceae
Exons: 2
Coding region: 1-1608 (535 amino acids)
Source: RefSeq, a predicted model, not a curated record